This is a messenger RNA of Nicotiana attenuata, 762 nucleotides long. RefSeq lists its product as uncharacterized. Gene Ontology annotation, molecular function: nucleic acid binding. The record is from RefSeq and is a predicted model, not a curated record. The transcript has a single exon. Lineage: Eukaryota; Viridiplantae; Streptophyta; Magnoliopsida; Solanales; Solanaceae. The coding region runs from base 1 to 762 and encodes 253 amino acids. Gene Ontology annotation, biological process: DNA integration.
AUGGGUCGAAGCAUCUACCUACAAAGCCGUCACAAAGAAUGUGGUGGCGGAUUUCGUCUGAACAUCGUAUGCCGAUUUGUGAUACCCGAGUCAAUCAUCACUGACAACGCAACUAACCUCAAUAGUGAUCUCAUGAGGGAAAUCUGCGAGAAGUUUAGAAUUGUCCACUGCAACUCCACAUCCUAUAUACCACAAAUGAAUGGAGCAGUCGACGCAGCUAACAAGAAUAUCAAGAGAAUUCUACGAAAGAUAGUGGACAAUCACAGUCAAUGGCACGAGAAGUUAUCCUUCGCCUUACUAGGUUAUCGGACCACCAUGAGAACAUCUACUAGGGAAAUACCAUACAUGUUAGUAUAUGGCACCGAAGUUGUGAUACCCGUAAAGUUUGAGAUACCAUCCUUAAGAGUCAUUCAAGAAGCCAUGUUAGACGAUGCAGAGUUGAUACGGGUCAGACAGGAGCAAUUCAUGCUCAUUGACAAAAAGAGAAUGGAUGCAUUAUGCCAUGAUCAGUUGUAUCAUAAUAUGAUGGACAGUUCAUUUAACAAAAGGGUGAAGCCUCGCCAGUUUUCACCAGGACAAUUGGUUCAGAAGAAAAUCUCCCCCCGCCAAGAAGAAGCCAAAGGAAAAUUCACGCCAAAUUGGCAAGGGCCUUACGUGGUUCAUCGACUGUUGUCGGGUGGAGCUCUAAUUUUGCCAGAAAUGGAUAGAAGAGUCAACACAAAGUCCAUCAACUCUGAAACAAUCAAGAGACACUACGUUUAA